Molecule: messenger RNA, 4686 nt
Organism: Scheffersomyces amazonensis
Lineage: Eukaryota; Fungi; Ascomycota; Pichiomycetes; Serinales; Debaryomycetaceae
Product: cohesin-loading factor complex subunit
Exons: 1
Coding region: 87-4673 (1528 amino acids)
Biological process (GO): establishment of protein localization to chromatin; regulation of gene expression; replication-born double-strand break repair via sister chromatid exchange
Cellular component (GO): Scc2-Scc4 cohesin loading complex
Molecular function (GO): chromatin binding
Source: RefSeq, a predicted model, not a curated record
CAGUACCUGAUCCAGUACCGCUAGUGAAGCUAGCUCAGUACCAGUGGAGCACCAGUUCAGGAGCAGUUCAGUAGAGUUAGCGAAGAAUGGAUGGUCGAGCCCCUAGAGAUCUACGGGAAGUUCUCAGUAUCAGUCCGUUACUUCAUCUUAUACCGAAACAAGAUAGUGGAGCAUUAAAUAGUAGUCGGCUCACGGUAACGAGCCAGCGACUUAGUACCACCACUACCACUACCACCACUAAAGCUCAGUAUACUAUAGACAACCACACUGAGUUAAUGAAUGAAUUAGCGAGCGAAUUCACCCUGUUCGUGGCAACCGAUCCUCACAUCAUUAGUUUCAGCGACAGACCCACUAAGGCGAAUGAAAAUGCUUCAGUAGUCCCCCUACCACUACCACUACAGAGUACAGAGAAUACCAUAUACAAUUCGAGUCAAUUUCUUAACACAACAGUACCGAAUCCCAUCAAACAGUAUAUGCUCAAUCGACCAGUCCAUCAUAGUCGACUUUCCAUUCGGAAAUCUUAUGAAGUAGACGAUGUAUCGAAGACCAAAGUCCAUAACGAGACGUAUCUCCGAAAGUUCUAUAAGGAACUCGGAUAUAGUGGGAUAAUGAGGAAUUCUAAUGAACCAGACCGAGUUAUUGCUAAACGACCAUAUAUAGAUAUGGACGAAGGAGCUGGAGCUGGAGCUGGAGCUGGAGCUGAAUCUGAAACCAUUACGUUUAAAAGGAAACAAGAACCAGACACAGUCGCAGCCGCAGUGUCAGUAGCUCAAGUCAUACCCAUCAAUGAUGAAUUAACAAAACUUAUGGAAGAUGAUGAUAUUGAUAUCACAGUAAAUUGGAGACUAAUGCGUAUAUAUGAUCUCAUCCAACAGUCCAAUGAACCAAUAAGUAUUGAUAAUCUCAGUAAAAUUCAAAAGUAUAGUUAUUCGCAAAUCCUUACUGAAGAUAUUUCCGAUAAGUUAACUACCAUUAUGAGUAUAGUUGAUGGAACUAAUUCAACUAAUUCAACUAAUUCAGAUAUACCUCAAUUUAAUAUAACCACCAGUAUAAUCUCCCAAUACUUUUAUGCUAGUAAGAUCAUUAUGACUAUACUUAAUGGAAAGAAUUCCGAUAAAAGCUUAUUCUUAGAAGAAUAUUUAAGUGCAUGUAUUGGAUUUGUUAAUGAUAUUUGUACUAAUUUAAUUAUCCCGCUUGCAUUAAGAAGAGAUAGUUCAAUUGAAGUUUGUUCACUUAUAAAACCAUUUUUAUCAUCAUUACUUAUUAAUAUAAUUGAUUUACUUCUGAGUCUUUGUAAUCAUAUAAUGGUAUAUGAUAUUUCUGAACAUAUAAUAACUAAAGUUGAAUAUUUAUGUAUAUUAAUGUUAUUUACUGAUAUCGAUAGAAAGGAGAAAGUGCCGCUUAUUUCAAUUCAAUCAUUUGAUUUACUUAAAUUAGAAGUAAUUAAUUUAAUUACAAAGAUAUUCCAAAAGUAUACUGAUCAACGAGAAUUCUUAUUGGUAGAAAUCCUUGAUAAUAUUAUUGUUAAAUCCACUAGUAAAUCUGGAUCUAAAUUCACAUUAUCUAAUGGAUCCAAUAUAACAAUAACUAGCUUAAUCUUAUUAAAAAUGAUUCAUUCAGAUCAAAGUAAAGUGACUACCGAUUAUUCACAAGUAGAAGCAGAAUUCGCCAUAUCCAUAGGGAUUUCUAAUUUAAUUGGAUCAUAUAUGAUAUCUAAAUUAGGCCCCAAUUCCGAGGGCAAAUUCCGAAUGGCAAUUCAACAAUUAAUAGAAGAUGUACUUAAUGUAAUUGAACUUCCAGAAUGGUCAAUGUCAACAUUACUCUUAUCUGGUAUAGCUGUUACUUUAAUGAAUACUAUACAAAAGGUAGAAAUCUCCGAUACGUUCAUGUUAGAUAUUCUUGGACUAAUGAUCCAUAAGAUAUCUCAAUUGAAAUCAUCAAGUCGAACAGUUCCGUUAAUUCGAUUGGAUCCUCAUAGUUCUACAAAUGAUAUAACUAUAUUUGAAAAUCAGUGUGGAACGAUUCUUAACUAUGUAAACCAUAAGGAUAUAUUUGAUAAACAUACGCUUGUACUGUUCCUAAGUAAGAAGCUUAUUAACUAUUUGAUUCCAUUAUAUAAAAGUGAUGAUACCAAAGAGAAAGAAUCAUUGAAAAGGGCUAUAGAUAACUUAAUAGGGUUCCCUAAAUUGAUGUCAGAAGUAGUAGAUGCAGCCAAAACCAACGCUAACCAUAAUCACGAGUAUACGAAUAUCAUAGUAACAUAUGAUAUGACUCUAAUGUAUGAUAAUAUGUUAACUAUAUUGGUUAGAGCAUUAGAAGGUUCACGUAUUAAAGCUAAAAGUAGAGCCAUUCGAAUCUUAUCUACGGUGAUUGAAACAGAUGCAUCAGUAUUAAUUAUUCCAAAAGUUCAAACUGCCAUAUCUAAUCGAUUAACUGAUGGAUCAGCUCUGGUAAGAGAUGCCGUAAUUGAUUUAAUAACUAAGUAUAUGAAUCAAAAAUCAAAGUAUAUUGAAGAAUUCUAUAUUCCAUUAUGUGAAUGUAUGAAUGAUGAAAGUGUACAAGUUCGAAGGAGAGUUAUAAAACUUGCCAGAGAUAUGUAUAGUAUAAUUACUAUUAAAUCAGCUAAAGUAUACAUUGCCAAUAAAUUAUUAAGAAGAUUAAAUGAUGAAGAAGAAUCAUUACAAGAAUUAUCGAAACUGAUCUUAAUGGAGAUAUGGUUUCCAAAAUAUGAGGAAACUUUUUCUUCUUCUUCUCCCAUCUUGCUGGAUAAAUCAAUUGAAAAUCGGGUAGAAGUAAUGACUGAAGUUGUAAAUAGUAGUUCUAAGAAUCUUAAGUAUUUUGAGAAUUUCAUGCAAGUGAUAUAUGGUAAUUCUAACCAACAGGCUAUCAUAAAGUCAAGAUUACUUAUUCUAGUAAAGGUUCUAAUGAAUGAUAUUUGUGAGGGAACUAAGAAGAAUCCUCAAUCAGUAUUGAAAUUGUUAGUAACAUUAAUAUCCAUUGAUAAUCUGUUAUUAGAUCAGGAUCAACUUAUUAGUUUACAACAUUUCAUUGUUGAGGAGGGACCUCAAGCCGAUAUCAAUAGAAUGCAUACAUUAAUGAUUAUUAGAAAAACUAUGGGAUCAAUUAAAGUAUUUAGACCGAUAUUUUUGAAUAAUAUUCAAACUUAUUUAUUAAAACAAUUAACUAAAUUCAGUGUUCGAGAUCUUCAUGAAGCCAUGCCCAUUAUUUGGCAUCUUUGUGAAGUUAAAGGAGAUUCAAUAAAGUUAGCCAAUGCCUCCAUAUCCUGUAUGAAACAUAUUAAAUCAAUUAUUGAUAGUUCAAGACAAUCUGGUUCUGUUUCUAUUUCUGAUUCUGGUUCUGGUUCUAAGGCUCCUCCAUUCAAUGGGAAAUUAUUGAAAUUAUUACAUUUAUUAGGACAUUUUGGUAGAUAUUGUCAGUUUGAAAAGUUCAGAUCUCAAUUCAUGAAAUCCUCAUUAGGUUUAAGAGAUCGAGAAUCCAUUUCUAGUUUAAUGAUGAAAUUCUUAUUAUAUUUUAGUAAGAGUGAUAGGGAUGAUCUUACCAGAGCUACUGCCAUAACUAAUAUAACUAAUAUUUGUUGUUCCCAUCCUAAACUUUAUCUUUCAGAACCUGUACUUCAAGUUCUUGAUCAUGAAUUUAAUGUAGGUAAUCCUUCUAUAGUUAAUCAUAUUAUUCAAGGAUUUAUGGAAUUUACUAAAGGUGAUGAUGAAGGAGAUGGUUCAACUGAUACAUAUACUUGUUUAAAUGAUAUUAAUAAUACUAACAAUAUUAAUAAUAUUCAAUUGAAUCUAAAUGAUGGAGUAUGUUCAGGACUUAUUCAAAGAUAUUUAACUAAGAUUCUUGAAUUUUGUUUAAAGGAUGAAGGUAAAUUAUCUCAUAGUGCUAUCCAAUUCUUACAAUUUGUAAUGGGUCAAGGUCUUGCUAAUGUUCGAUCAUGUACUCCUACUGUGAUAGCAUUAGUGGCUAGUCAAAAUCCUCUGAUUAAGAGUAAUGCUAAGGAUAUGUUAAAGGAUGUGUAUGAAAAACAUGAAAGUUUAGUUCAAAGUAGUGUUUUAGAUGGUGUUCAAAAGGCAAUUACAUAUCGAUCACAAAUCUCCGCUGAAUUCUAUAAUGAAGGAGAUUUCAUAUCUACACUUUAUUGUCAAUUAACUAAAUCAGUAUCAAGUAAGAAGAAAUUUAUCGCCACCAUAUGUCGAUGUCUUCAAAUAACUACUGAGUUAGAGGAGAUUUCUAAACUUGAAUAUCAAAGAAAUAAAAUCUUAUAUAUGAGUCGAAACAUUGCCGAUAUAGAAUUUCUGAUAUUUGAAGAACCCGUCUCGAUUAUAAAUUGUAUUGAUGAGAUUUUAAUUCGUCAAGGUAAUGAUUUACGAUCACUCACUGAAUCAGUUGAAGUGAUUAGUUUCAAAAUGAUAAUCUUAUCGCAAACUUUAUUAUCUUUAUUACAAUUAAGAGAAUUCUUAUGGAAUAGAUAUGGUAUUACUACUGAAUUAUUACAACCUAAUAAUAGUAGUAUAUUAAAACAGAAUUUGAAAAUCCAUCUGACUAUUAAAUUUAACUUACCCUUACCUACAAGUACAAUUAGUACAGAUGAAGAUCCUAUGGAACAAUCAUUUAUUGUAUCGAGUUUUCUACAAUCAAUUGCCAAUUUUAUAUAGUUAUAUAGUUACG